This is a messenger RNA of Schistosoma rodhaini, 2555 nucleotides long. NCBI's taxonomy places the organism in Eukaryota, Metazoa, Platyhelminthes, Trematoda, Strigeidida, Schistosomatidae. The record is from the annotation of a GenBank genome assembly.
CUGAAGCUAAAUAGCAAGACGUGAGAGGAAAGAAGUCAAUUAGUUUAUACAGGCUCUUGACGAAGAUAUUGAGCAUUGUAUGUUCACGAGGUCACAAAAAAAGAGUAAGCGGUACUUCAUAUAUCGGGAAUGGAUGGCCGUGUCGAAUUGUAUGAAGAAGUAAAACUUUAUCGUACUGCACGCGAAAGAGAAAAGUAUGACAACCUUGCUGAACUCUAUGCUGUUAUUAACACUAUACAAUGUUUACAAAAAGCAUAUAUUAAGGAUUAUGUGGAAUCAAAAGAAUAUACUGCUGCCUGUUCAAAGCUUCUUGUCCAGUACAAAGCUGCAUUUAAACAAGUUCAAGGAGAUGAAUUUGCUACUAUAGAGGAUUUCAUGAGAAAAUAUAAGAUGGAUUGUCCAGCAGCUCUAGAGCGUAUUAAGGAAGGAAGACCGAUAACCAUCAAGGAUGAUAAACAGAACAUAAAUAAAAGUAUCGCUGAUACUGUUUCCUUGUUUAUUACGAUUAUGGAUAAGCUGCGACUAGAUAUUCGCGCAGUGGAUGAAAUCCAUCCAGAUCUUCGAGAACUGUAUGAAACUCUUUAUCGGUUGAGUAUUCUGCCUUCAGAUUUUGAGGGUAAAGAUAGAGUUAAAGCUUGGCUAGACAAAAUGGAUCAAAUGCAAGCAUCUGAUGAAUUAUCUGAAGCUGAAGUACGACAGAUGCUUUUUGAUUUAGACUCUGGAUAUAAUGCCUUCAAUCGGACAUUGCAUUCUGGCCAGUGAAUACUCAACAAUAUAUAUAUAUAUAUAUAUAUAUAUACGCAUAAUAUGCUAUUCAAAUUGAAAGAAUAAAUGACUACUUUUGAACUAUCAUAUCAGAUAACGUAUAUGGCGUCUUGGCGUCAUCCAUACAAUUAUAUAAAAUUCAAUACUAAAGUAUACAUUUUUCAAAUUAUUGUAUUAAAUUAACUUAGAAAUACACAGAAUACUUUUAAUUUUAUGUAAAUCAACCCUCAUGAUGGGUGGGUUCAAUAUCAUUGUACAUUGAUUAAAGUUGUUUGUCCAACCCGUUGGUGAUAAUGAUCCCAAAUACAUCACGUGAGAACGAAGAUCAAUUUCUAGUCCUCAUAUUGAUUUAAGUUUAUUUUCAUUCAGUCAGUUACGAUGCAUCCUUAUAAUCAUUAUUCAUCAGUUCUGUGUUUAUCAGUUGUUUUUAGUUACUUUUUUUCAACACAUUUCUCUUGUAUUGGUUAUUUCACUAUGAUUUUAUGUUCAAUAACAGUCACUAGAUUGACAAAUCUUGGUAGUUAAUAAUCACCGAAUUAGCUUGAAUGUAAACUGAAUCUGUUUUAGUCUUUUCCAACAAAUCUUAAGAAGUUUAUUCAUUUGUAGUGACUAGGGAAGUAGAGGCGUUUGUUGAGACGGCUUCAAGAAGCAUCACGAGGCCUCCUGGGGCUCUAAAGAAGCCGAAGUGUUUCCGUCCAAUCAGUGCUUGACAAAGCUUUCUAGAAUAUCAACGUAACAUGCUAUUAUUGGAUGAUAGCAUAACCUACCUCCAUGUGGAUUAGCUGAAUUAUGAUAAUGUUAUAGCCAACGCUGAUAAUUAUAGAUACACAUGUUUUUCUGUACAAUUUUGAUUUUUACACAAUGGUCACUUCACCUGCUUCUUGUCUUCUGAUUUGCGACUGUGGGGUUCUACACGUCCAAGUACUGGCAGUUGUAUACCUUAUUCUACCGUAAUCAAGUAAAGGAUGUAACAGCGAGUAGCGCUGGUGUAUAUGGUAUCGCAGUUGUCUUCAAAUUAAUCACGUUUCUCAUUCGUAAUACAACUAACAAAUCAAACUUUUGUUUUGUCUUGAACCGAAUCAUGCAAUUAAAAAGGAUCAUAAUUUUCCACUUGGGGUAUAAAAAAACCUAAUUAUAUAUUUGAAAACACAUGGAAAACAAAUUGGACUACUGGAGUAGGUAACGAUCAAUAUGAAAGUUUUAUCUUGACUUAAGUUCAUUAUUGCAUUCAUUUAUUUCUAUGAUGUCGAUGCUAAGACGAAGACUUAAUGGUUCUCUACAAAGAUCGGCAUAUAAAAGGUUCCAGAGUUGAACUCUUUUGAUACUGAAGAGAGGAAGUUUAACCAUGCACUAUAGCUUUAGUAUCAGAGGAAUACAUAUCGAGGACACAAUGGACGAGAUGUGGCGAAUUCUCACCGAAGAUGUUUACUCUCCCUUGUUCAUUGAAAGACACCUAAAGCCAAACCUUUACGUGAGAAUAACAUUCUAGCUUCUUGAAAAAGCUACCUUAUAAUUUAACAGUAUUAAGACCAGAUUACUUUAGUAAUACUUUCUAUGAAUGAAAAUAGAUAUAGCAGAUGAACUGGUAGAAAACUGAUGAUUGAUACUAGUGGAAGAUACUGACUAUUAAAAGCAUUUUCAGGAUAUAUUUCGAAUGAUUGAAGUUUGAAUAUAUGCUAAGUAGAUACUUGCUAUAAUAAUGCGCAAUUUAUCCUGAUAAUUCUAUAUGUACCAAAGUUAAGAGUAUCUCAUAAAUCUAUUAUUCUUAAAAAAAACCAAUAAAGCAAAUG